Balearica regulorum gibbericeps (East African grey crowned-crane) is the source of this 1142-nucleotide messenger RNA. The record is from RefSeq and is a predicted model, not a curated record. NCBI's taxonomy places the organism in Eukaryota, Metazoa, Chordata, Aves, Gruiformes, Gruidae.
GGUGGAGAAACGCCAUCGUCCCGGUGGAAGAAGCGCACGUGACGCUGGACGCGGACACGGCGCACCCCCAGCUCAUCCUCUCGGCGGGGGGGGAGAGCGUACGGCGCGGAGACACGCGGCCAGACGUGCCAGAUAACCCCGAGAGAUACGACACCUACCACUGCGUCCUGGGCCAGGAGAGAUUCGUCUCGGGGAGAUACUUCUGGGAGGUGGACGUGGGGACGGUGGAAGGGGGCGUCUGGGCAAUGGGGGUGGCCAAGGAGUCCAUGAAGAGGAAGGGGUGGAUCAACCCAGCUCCUCAAGAUGGGAUCUUGGCUCUUUUCCACUGCGGGGGCAAGUAUUGGGCUUUGACCUUCCCCGACCACACGGCUCUCGUCCUCACCCAGAUGCCCCGGACGAUUAGGGUGUACCUGGACUUUGAGGGACAAAAGGUGGCCUUCUUCAACAUUGACAACCAAGACCUGCUCUUCACCUUCCCGCUGACCCAGUUGAGCGGGGAGACGAUCCGUCCCUGGUUCCGCGUGGGGCCGAACGCCGAACUCAACCUGAAGUCACCUCCUUCUCCACCGCGCGUCCCCAGCGUGGAGGAGCCUCUCCUCCCUUCGUGUUUCCUCCUGAAGAACCUCUCUAGAGGAGGACGGGCCCCGCACACGCCAGAGAGCGACUCUUCCACUCACGUCGUGCCACCACGGUGUCCCAAGACUCGUGCCACGAUGGUGUCUCCACCCGAGCAGAGCUAUCGCUGCUCCUGUUGGAGCUUGCAGCAGGACGUAGCGGUGGCUAAGACUCAUUUGUCUUCUCCUGAGGUGACGUCUCCAAGCGAGCUGCUUUCUCCUAGAAGGGAUGAGGCAAAUCCAGGGUCAAGCCAGGAACCAAGUCUGCAGAUGAAGAAGAACCACGGGCUGCAGAUGAAGAAGAACCUUGGGCUGCAGAUGAAGAAGAACCUUGGACUGCAGAUGAGGAAGAACCACGGGCUGCAGAUGAGGAAGAACCACGGGCUGCAGAUGAAGAACCACGGGCUGCAGAUGAAGAACUACGGGCUGCAGAUGAAGAAGAACCAUGGGCUGCAGAUGAGGAAGAACCACAGGCUGCAGAUGAAGAAGAACCUUGGGCUGCAGAUGAGGAAGAACCAUGGGCUGUAG